Bubalus bubalis (water buffalo) is the source of this 480-nucleotide messenger RNA. Its product is annotated as dynein light chain 1, cytoplasmic-like. Bases 67 to 300 code for a protein of 77 amino acids. Gene Ontology annotation, cellular component: cytoplasmic dynein complex. The transcript has a single exon. Gene Ontology annotation, biological process: microtubule-based process; cilium assembly. The record is from RefSeq and is a predicted model, not a curated record. Lineage: Eukaryota; Metazoa; Chordata; Mammalia; Artiodactyla; Bovidae. Gene Ontology annotation, molecular function: dynein light intermediate chain binding; dynein intermediate chain binding.
ACCAAGGCCAGCCCCUGCUCCUUGGUGAGCAUGUGUGACUGAAAGUCUGUGAUCAAGAAUGCCGAUAUGUCAGAGGAGAUGCAACUGGACUCAGUGGAGUGUGCUACUCAGGCACUGGAGAAGUAUAAUACAGAGAAGGACAUCGUGGCCCACAUCAAGAAGGAGUCUGACAAGAAGUACAACCCCGUCUGGCACUGCAUCGUGGGGAGGAACUUCUGUAGUUAUGUGACAUAUGAAACCAAAAUCUUCAUCUGCUUCUACCUGGGCCAAGUGGCCAAUCUCCUGUUCAAAUCUGGUUAAAAGCAUGGACUGUGCCACACACCUAGUGAUCCAUCCAAAAACCAGGACUGCAGCCUAAAGUCCAAAUACCAGAGACUGAAGUCUUCAGCCCUGCCUAAGGGAAUCCUCCAUCUUUGAACCUUUAUUGGGUUUUGUACGGGGCAUUCUCUGUACUGGUUUGUUGUGGUUAUAAAGCAAUUA